AUGAGUAAUAUUCAAAAAAUUAUUGUGGAUAGUAUAAAGAAAGACAAAUCGUCUUACAAAGAGAGUGGCUAUUACAGUCAAGCUAUCAACAAUGCAGCUUAUGCUGUUUUUGCCUGGGCAGUACCAUCAGUUAUCAAUGCUUGUGGAUUAAAACUAUCCAUGUGCUUAGGUGUUCUUAUAAAUAUUUUAUUUAUCUUUCAAUUUUUACUAGAAGAAGUUUGGAUUUUAUACACGUUCUGCGGUUUAGCAGGUAUGGGUUGCGCUAUAUUGUGGAUAGGAGAAGGUGAUUAUUUGGCUCAAAAUUCUUCGGACAAAACAAUCAACAGAAACACUGCAAUAUUCUCAACAAUAGUUAAUUCAAGUAUGAUAGUUGGAAAUAUAAUUGUUUUGUGUAGUUUCAGUGGAAAAGAAAAAAUAAAUCGAAACACGCGUAUAUUGCUUUUAACAAUUCUGGCAGGUGCAUGUGCAGUCGGAUUAGUGAUAAUGUUAUUUCUUCCUAAACAUAAGCCAAAAGAAAAAGAUAGUAAAGACAGUGGAGUUAUCGGACCAGUAGAUUCUAUUCUGAACGCAUUGAAGUUAUUUUGUACAAGAAACAUGUUGUUAUUAAGUUGUUUGUUUUUAUAUGGAGGGCUGGAAUACGCUUUCUUCAAUGGAAUUUAUUCAUCUGCAAUUGGAUUUACAAAGGUACUGGAUAAUCGUAAGCAAUUAGUUGGCAUGUCAGGAGUUUUUGUAGGAAUUGGAGAAAUAUUUGCUGGAGGUGUAAUUAGUAUUUUUGGUAAACAAGUUGCCGACUUGGGUAGACGGGUCUUAGUAGUUGUAGCGUUCUUCAUACAUAGCAUGAGCUUCAUAUUAAUUUUCAUAAACCUUCCAAACGAUUCUCCAUUUGGGGAUACUGACCAAGCUGCAAUUAUUGAAAGUAGUAGUGUACUUGCAAUGUUUUGUUCCUUUCUUUUAGGCCUCGGUGACUGUAUAUAUGUCAACGUUAUAGUUAGCUUACUGGGGACGGUUUAUUCUGAAAAUACUUUCUCAGGUUUUGCAAUUUAUCAAUUUUUUAUAGGUGUGGGAAUUGUGAUUAGUUUCAUUAGUGCUACAUUUAUAGGACUUUAUUAUCAACUCUUAAUACUGUUUGUAUUAUGUGUAGUUAGUGCAGCAUGUCUUUUAAUAGUUGAUGCUUCUUGUAAACAGAAGGUUUUGAAGUAA
Molecule: messenger RNA, 1200 nt
Organism: Diabrotica virgifera virgifera (western corn rootworm)
Lineage: Eukaryota; Metazoa; Arthropoda; Insecta; Coleoptera; Chrysomelidae
Product: UNC93-like protein MFSD11
Exons: 1
Coding region: 1-1200 (399 amino acids)
Source: RefSeq, a predicted model, not a curated record